ACUGCUAAUACUAACCUAACCAAGAAGCCUAGCCAGCUUGUCGCAGCUGCUAGGGCAGCUGCGGCAGCUGGUAGUUACCUCCGCCGACGGAGAAAAUGGCUGCGCCACAUGGUGCUUCUUCUAGGUAUAAGACUAUAAUAUGUAAAAACUGGAAAUCUGGGCUGCCCUGCCCAUAUGGCGAUCGCUGCCAAUUUGCUCAUGGCGAGCAUGAGCUGCGGGAAAUUGGUGCCACAGGAGGUGGCCCUGGGAAACAAGGAACUGUUAAAACGAAGACCUGCUUCUACUUCACGCUAUCUGGCAAUUGCAAAUAUGGCGAUCGCUGCCAUUUCCUACACCCAAUUGCCAACAGCGAAACGGCUUCGCCGAGCACACAAACCAAAGUCAACGCCACAUCGACCACCGGGUCAACGCCAGCCUCCAAGCCCGCUCCCUCCAGUGCCCCUCUCCCCAUCCCUGAACCACCUACCGCUACCCAGCAAUCACCCUCCCCUGCCUCCUCCGCCACUGCCAUCCAAUACGAACAAUCUCAACUCGUCCGCUGGGCCCUCGACGCCAUUAGACGUGGCGAUCACAACUGCUUGCAUGCUUUCGUGGAACGACUUCGGGUCAUCAGCAGCGGCAGCAACACCCUGCGACGAGGGCACUUAUGGAAGCUUGUGGAGGCAGCGGCUGUGGAAGCGCUGAACCCGCAGAUGCUCAAGAAAGUACUGCGUUUGCUCAACCCCGCCGUACACGGGGACUGGACGCUCCUGGCUUGGGACGACAACAUACCCGGCAGUAACAGCAGCAGCGGUAACAGUAACAGCAAUGGCAGCAGUCAGGGAGGCACGAGGAAAGAAGGCGCGAAACAGGGAGGAGGAGCAGGUGGAGCAGGUGGAACGGGGAGAGCAACCGGAUACGACGUUGUGGUCUACAACGGCUUCCUUCACUCUGUCGUCCUGAGGGCGUUCGAACUGGGUCGCAGCAGCCCCAAGGCAAACGGCGCUGGAUCUGACGAUGACGAUGAGGAGGAGGAGGAGGAGGAUUAUUGCAGCAGCGGAGGAGAGGAGGAGGGCGGAGCGGCUGAGGAGCGGCAUCGGGCUGGGUUGGCGGUGAUCCGGAUGAUCUGCGAGCGGCGGCCGGCAGCGGUGGUGGACUUCCAAUCCUGCGACGCCGCCCUCACCCCCGUCGAGGCCCUGCUCGAGGCCGGCGGCACCGCCCUCUCCUCCCGUCACGCGGAGCUGCUGCGGGCCGUGGCGCCGCUCGCCUGGCUGCGGAGCGCCCCCGGCUGGUCGGGGCAGCAGCGGGCGCUGGCGGUGUGCGAGCAGCUGGCGGGCAAUGCGGGGGCGGCGGCGGUGCUGGGCAUCAGGCAGGAGGGGUGGAUGCUGCGGGCGUCGGUGCUUCAAGCCAUCCUGGACGAGCAUCACAAGGACCUGGUCAGCAUUGCACUUCGGAACACCCCCGAGCGCAUGCCGCCUCCCUGCAGCCAUCUGCGCAUCUGCCUGCCGCCUGUACAGUUUCACGAACAAUUCAAGGAAGCCGAUAAUGGUAUAUGUAACGAUGGAGAUUCGGAUGCUGAAGACGAGGACGAGGAUGAUGAGGGUGAUGAAGAGGAUGAAGAGGAAGACGAGGAAGACGAGGAUGAGGAUUCAGAUGCGCUCUCGUUUCCAAAGACGAGACGCCUUUUGCUCAAGCUUAUAACUGCGCUGGACCGCAGGGUGGCUGCCAAGGAGCGCGGCCCCAAGGCAGCUGCUGCCCCUGCUGCUGCUGCCCCUGCUGCCCCUGCUGCCCCUGCUGCUGCCCCUGCUGCAGCGGCCGCUUCCCACCCCCCUGCGGCGGCCUCCGGGGGCCCAGCUCUUGCUCUUCCUGCAGCUGCUGCGGCCGCUGCCCCUGCUGCUCCUUCCACCAGUGCAGCGGCUCCGAAGCCCGUUGGACUCGGCAUCUUCAAAGGUAUCUUUGGUGGCGGCACUGCACAUACGGGCCCUUCAGCGCCGCAGCCUUCCUCCACCGCCGCCGCCUCUCCCGUCCUUCCCGUCGCAGCUACCCCCAUGCCGCCUCCCUCCGCCGCACUCCGCUCCACCCUGCAACGCCUGCGAGCCGCCAUCAUGGCUCCAACCGCAGACUCCGUUGCUCGUCUCAACGAUCCCAACGGUUCCCAAGGGCCCAACGGCUCCCAAGGUGCCAGCAGUACGGCAAGUACGACAGACAUUCCCGCGCUCACCCGUGCUGUGGACGCGUUGAAGGCCCCAGCCAUGCGAGCUGCCAUGACCCCCCGAGGGGCCGCGGCGGACCGAGUGCUUGCGGAAUGGAAAGCCUGCCGCGGUGCUGGCGGUGGCGGCGGCGGAGGAGGAAAGGGCGGUGGCGGAGGUGGAAAUGGUGGCGGUGGCGGUGGUCAUGCAGGUGAUGCGUGUGAUGAGGCGGAGGUGUUGGUGCGGGUGUUGCAGCAUGUGGCAGCGGAGUACCGGAGUGCGGAGGCGGCGGCGGCUGCGGAGGUGCUGGCGGCGCUGCGGGAAUGCGCCUGGCGGGCGGCGGCGGAGGUGUGGGAUGUGGAGGCGCUGGGGCAGCUGGCGAGGGUGGAAAUGCCCUUGGGACUCAAGUGGAGCUGGGAGACGUUGAAGGGCCCUGCCGUGACCCAGCAACGACAACAGCAGCAGCAGCCACACCAGGGUGGAAAGGUAGCGACGGUGCCAUUGCUGCAACGGCUGUUGGAAAGCGGAGAGUCACGUGCCUGGGUGGUGGCGAAGGCGGCUCUUGGACGCAACCAAAGCAUUAUUCGAGCGCCGACGAAGAACCCAAUCUUGACAGCGCUUGAACGCGGCGCCCCCGCGCCCCUGGUGCUGCAGCUCGCCUCCUCCGCCGCCAAGCUGCGGAAGGAGUGGCUGCAGCCGCAGGACUGGCUGCGGGAGGCCAGCACGACAGACAGCGAGAUCGGAGGCGGGGGCGACAGGGAGGCCAGUACGACGGGCAGCGGUGCGGAGGGCGACAGGGGUGGCGGGAUGCGGUCCCUGACGGCGGUGGGGAUGGCGAUGCGGAUGGAGAGGAUGGACGUGCUGCCAGAGCUGCUGCUGCACUGUGACCCACGGGUCGCUGCCGUGGACACCCUGCCCCCCCUGCACCAUGCGGCCAUGGAGGGGGACGCCACGGCUGCGGCGGUUCUGCUGAACCCUGCCGCCCCCUGGCUGUCGGUGUACGACAUGAGCGGUCCCGAAGACCUGGUGUCGCAGGUGGUUAGAGGCGUGACGCCGCUGUACAGAGCCACGGAGCACGGAUCGCUGGAGGUAGCUGCGCUGCUGAUGGCUGCCGGCGCGCAGCCCCUGGGGCCCGUCAGCAGCAACUCCUUCCGAGACACCGCCGUACACUUGGCUGUAGCAAACGACGACACGGACAUGCUGCACGUGCUGCUACAGCAGCCUGAGGCGCCUCCCAUGCCGGUACAGCGGCGGGAUGUGGAGCAGCAACAGCGGCAGCAGCGGCAGCAGCAGCAGCAGCAGCUGGCCCAGGCUCUGAAUCGGGUGGUGGAUGGGGAGCGGUUGACGGCGCUGAUGCUUGCCGUACAGAGGCGGCACGUGGCGUGUGUGAGGGUGUUGUUGGAGGCGGGGGCGGAC
Molecule: messenger RNA, 3584 nt
Organism: Astrephomene gubernaculifera
Lineage: Eukaryota; Viridiplantae; Chlorophyta; Chlorophyceae; Chlamydomonadales; Astrephomenaceae
Source: the annotation of a GenBank genome assembly